This is a messenger RNA of Nannospalax galili (Upper Galilee mountains blind mole rat), 12242 nucleotides long. It is a transcript of the gene Adcy1, whose product is annotated as adenylate cyclase 1. The transcript has 20 exons. The coding region runs from base 492 to 3176 and encodes 894 amino acids. NCBI's taxonomy places the organism in Eukaryota, Metazoa, Chordata, Mammalia, Rodentia, Spalacidae. Gene Ontology annotation, biological process: cAMP biosynthetic process; adenylate cyclase-activating G protein-coupled receptor signaling pathway; intracellular signal transduction. Gene Ontology annotation, molecular function: adenylate cyclase activity. The record is from RefSeq and is a predicted model, not a curated record.
UGAAGGCGCUGGCGGUGCUCAGCCUGCUGGCGGGCGCCCUGGCGCUGGCAGAGCUUCUGGGCGCGCCGGGGCCGGCUCCCGGCCUGGCCAAGGGGUCGCACCCGGUGCACUGCGUCCUCUUCCUGGCGCUGCUCGUGGUCACCAAUGUCCGAUCGUUGCAGGUGUCCCAGCUGCAGCAGGUCGGGCAGCUGGCGCUGUUCUUCAGCCUCACCUUCGCGCUGCUGUGCUGCCCUUUCGCGCUGGGCGGCCCCGCAAGGGGCUUGGCGGGAGCCGCCGCGGGCACCGCGGUGGCCGAGCAGGGAGUCUGGCAACUCCUUUUGGUCACCUUCGUGUCCUAUGCCUUGCUGCCCGUGCGCAGCCUACUGGCCAUCGGCUUCGGGCUGGUGGUGGCUGCCUCACACUUACUGGUCACAGCCGCCUUGGUCCCCGCCAAGCGCCCACGCCUCUGGAGGACGCUUGGUGCCAAUGCCCUGCUCUUUGUGGGUGUGAACAUGUAUGGUGUCUUCGUGCGGAUCCUGACUGAGCGCUCACAGAGGAAGGCCUUCUUGCAGGCUCGAAGCUGCAUUGAGGACCGGCUGCGGCUGGAGGAUGAGAACGAGAAGCAGGAGCGGCUGCUCAUGAGCCUCUUGCCCCGGAAUGUUGCCAUGGAGAUGAAGGAAGACUUCUUGAAGCCCCCUGAGAGGAUUUUCCACAAGAUUUACAUCCAGAGACAUGACAACGUGAGCAUCCUGUUUGCAGAUAUCGUGGGCUUCACAGGUCUGGCAUCCCAGUGCACAGCUCAGGAGCUGGUGAAACUGCUCAACGAGCUCUUUGGCAAGUUCGAUGAGUUAGCUACGGAGAACCACUGUCGCCGCAUCAAGAUCCUUGGAGACUGCUACUACUGCGUAUCUGGCCUCACCCAGCCCAAGGCCGACCAUGCUCACUGCUGCGUGGAGAUGGGCCUUGACAUGAUUGAUACCAUCACAUCUGUGGCUGAGGCUACCGAGGUAGACCUGAACAUGCGUGUGGGUCUGCACACCGGCAGGGUCCUCUGCGGAGUCCUGGGCCUGCGCAAGUGGCAGUACGAUGUGUGGUCCAAUGACGUGACUCUGGCCAACGUCAUGGAAGCUGCUGGACUGCCAGGGAAGGUUCACAUCACAAAGACGACACUUGCAUGUUUGAAUGGUGACUACGAGGUCGAGCCAGGUCACGGACAUGAGAGAAACAGCUUCCUGAAAACUCACAACAUCGAGACCUUCUUUAUUGUGCCAUCCCAUCGGAGGAAGAUAUUUCCAGGCUUGAUUCUCUCAGAUAUAAAGCCAGCCAAGAGGAUGAAGUUCAAGACUGUCUGCUACCUGCUGGUGCAGCUCAUGCACUGCCGGAAGAUGUUCAAGGCUGAGAUCCCCUUCUCUAAUGUGAUGACCUGCGAGGAUGAUGACAAGCGGAGAGCAUUGAGAACAGCCUCAGAAAAACUCAGAAACCGCUCGUCUUUUUCUACAAACGUGGUCUACACCACUCCAGGCACACGUGUCAACAGGUAUAUCAGCCGCCUUCUUGAAGCCCGCCAGCCAGAGCUGGAGAUGGCUGAUCUGAACUUCUUUACCCUGAAGUACAAACAUGUUGAACGGGAGCAAAAAUACCACCAGCUUCAGGAUGAGUACUUCACCAGUGCUGUCGUCCUCGCCCUCAUCCUGGCUGCCUUAUUUGGGCUUGUCUACCUUCUGAUAAUCCCACAGAGUGUGGCUGUCCUGCUCCUGCUGGUGUUCUCUAUCUGCUUUCUGGUGGCCUGUGUCCUGUACCUGCACAUCACACGGGUCCAGUGUUUCCCAGGGUGCCUGACGAUCCAGAUCCGCACCAUCUUGUGCAUAUUCAUAGUGGUCUUAAUCUACUCAGUAGCUCAAGGAUGUGUGGUGGGCUGCCUGCCCUGGGCCUGGAGCUCUCAGUCCAACAGUUCCCUGGUGGUCCUUGCGGCUGGUGGCCGGCGCACUGUGCUGCCUGCCCUGCCCUGUGAGUCUGCACACCAUGCCCUGCUCUGCUGCCUGGUGGGCACCCUCCCACUAGCCAUAUUCCUGCGGGUGUCCUCCUUGCCAAAGAUGAUCCUGCUGUCUGGGCUGACCACAUCCUACAUCCUCAUCCUGGAGCUCAGUGGUUACACCAAGGCUGGGGGUGGUGCCCUCUCUGGGCGCAGUUAUGAGCCAAUCAUGGCUAUCCUGCUGUUCUCAUGCACACUGGCCCUGCACGCCAGGCAAGUGGAUGUCAGACUGCGGCUGGACUACCUCUGGGCAGCACAGGCAGAAGAGGAGCGUGAUGACAUGGAGAGGGUGAAGCUGGACAACAAGAGGAUCCUCUUCAACCUCCUGCCAGCCCAUGUGGCACAGCACUUCCUCAUGUCCAAUCCCAGGAACAUGGACCUCUACUAUCAGUCCUACUCCCAGGUGGGUGUCAUGUUUGCCUCCAUUCCCAACUUCAAUGACUUCUACAUUGAGCUUGAUGGCAACAACAUGGGAGUAGAAUGUCUGCGGCUCCUCAACGAGAUCAUUGCUGACUUCGAUGAGCUCAUGGACAAGGACUUUUACAAGGACCUAGAGAAGAUCAAGACCAUCGGGAGCACCUACAUGGCUGCAGUGGGGCUGGCGCCCACAGCAGGAGCCAGGGCGAGGAAGUCCAUCUCUUCCCACCUGAGCACACUGGCUGACUUUGCCAUUGACAUGUUUGAUGUCCUGGAUGAAAUCAACUACCAAUCAUACAACGACUUUGUUCUCCGAGUUGGCAUCAACGUUGGCCCUGUGGUGGCUGGAGUGAUUGGCGCUCGAAGACCCCAAUAUGACAUCUGGGGAAAUACAGUCAAUGUGGCCAGUCGGAUGGACAGCACUGGGGUCCAGGGCAGAAUCCAGGUGACUGAGGAGGUCCACCGGCUGCUGAGGAGGUGCUCUUACCAGUUUGUAUGCCGAGGCAAAGUCAGCGUCAAGGGCAAGGGAGAGAUGCUAACAUACUUUCUAGAAGGCAGGACUGAUGGAAACAGCACCCACAGCAGGUCUCUUCGCUUGGAGCGGAGGAUGUGUCCAUAUGGGAGAGGAGGAGGCCAGGCCAGGCGGCCCCCAUUAUGUCCUGCAGCUGGACCCCCGAUCAGACGUGGGCUCCCCCCAGCCCCCACAGGCCAGUAUCUACCAUCCACAGCAGCAGGGAAAGAAGCCUAGCGGAGCCCAUGGGCCACCAGAGAUGCAUGCAGGGCAAGAAUGCUCCAAGGUAACACAGGCCACCAUGGCUCCAGCCAGGACCAGCCAGAGCAGCAGUUGCUAAGUGGCUGGGCUGGAGAGGGAGCAUUGUCCAGAUAUGGCCCGAGAGCCAAUGGGAGAUAUGCCCAAGCCACCCCCUUGGGGAUAUAGGGAACCUUGUCUCUUCCUAGUGGACCUGGCCAUAUAUGGCUAGUGUUGGCAAUGGCAUUGGGACCUUGGAAUUAUCUGCCAGGGUCAUAGCAAGGGCUGUGGAGGUUCAGCUGGCAGAACAACAGAGGAGCCCACCAUGACUGAGUACCAAGUCAACCUGGCUGUGGUAGGCCCUCGCUAAUGGGUGGCUCCAGCCCUGGGAAGGCAGCUUCAAGUGCCAGAUGAGGAGGUUGGUCCUGCUGGGCAGGGCCAUGAGAGCUGGGUUGUUCAUGCCACAGGCACAACACAGAGCUGGUCAGGCCUUGAACAGGAUAGUAUGGGAAGAAAUGAAAAGCCACCUCUCGCUGCAUGACGAGUGAGGCUGCUGACUUUCUUCAAGACCGGCUUUUGCUAAGAGCCAGAGGCGGGCCUUCUGGAAUCCACAGGAGGAUGUGUAGGCCCACCUCUAUCCUCCUGACCUGUGCAUCCUCCCCCAGCCCCAGCUGCCUGCUGGCUUUCAGCUCCUGUGACAGCUGGACCCUCCUUUAUCUGUGUGAACUCUAUUCAUUCAGAGAAGAGGGGUGUAUGCUGUUUUGCCUUCUCUGUGGUGUCUUGAAUACUGUAAGUUUAACAAGAAUCAAGCCUUCAUUUAUGCUGAGUGAUUGACCCGUCAUACCUACAAAGCAGGUUUCCUUGCUAGAAGACAUCAUUUCUCUGGGAGUUAACAGAGUGUGCGGUCCCAAUUCCAGUUGCCUCUUCUCCAGAGUGCAGGAAAAGAGACUGUAGUUGAUUCUCUUGACACCUGCGACCUCCCACUUCUGCAUCCCAAUGACUGCAGCUGGAUGAAGACUGUGAAUGUUGUGGGAUAGGAGUCUGUGAAAGCUGCUGGGAAAGAACUAGCCCGAAUAGCUAGAUGAAACAGAUGAAGCCUGGUUCCUGGAGAUGCUCAGCCUCACUCACAGGAAGGGAGGCAGCUUGGGCAUGCAGAUGGGCAUGACCUCUGCCAGCCUGCUCAUAGCUGUCGAGGUUCAUCUCCUCACUGCCCCUCAAGGGCUCUUCCCCUUCCUGGUGUCCCAGCUUUUUAGAAUAGGACAGACUUCCCUGGAAGGGUGCAUAAGUGGCAUCCCCGGUCCCUGACUCAGUUCUGGCUCAACUCUAAGGCUGAGACCAUGGUAACUUUACAGGUCUGUCAGCAUCCAUCCCUGGGAGACUCAGCUGAGUCUAGACUCAGGUCAUGUGUGGGUAGGAGGAAAGCUUUGGGUAGGGGAGAGCUGGAGACUUCAUGCAAAAUCUCCAAGUACCUGAGGCCAUAGUCUGUAGGUGCUUGGGCAGGACUGUGAUUGUACAUUCUCCUUUGUGGGCUGGACUGACAUUUUGUGACUGGUGGGCAGGAUGUCUCCUGGUACCUUCUGAAGAGGGAUUGUGACCUAUGCCCACCCUGCUUUGCUGCCUUCCUCAUGAGACCAAAUGCAUUCAGGGUGGUACGGUCAUAGUUUGCUGCUUCUCUGGCACCUUGCUCUGGCCAGAACUCAGAUUUGGAGCCAGACUAGCCUCAGAGCCCCACUGCAGAUGUCAGAGUUGGACAGCAGGUAGCUUCACCCUUCUCCUGGUCAUGUCUGGCUCCCGUGGCCUGGUAUUUUGGCAUCACUGUGUAGGUGAGUGAAGCUGAGGGCAGGGUAGAGGCUCCGGGGUGAGGCUUUGGAGCCUCUCCCACGGUCCACAUGAGCAUUGGAGAGUACAGCUCCAGGUUGUUGGAGGGCUUUUAAGGACAGGCAAGUCUCUCUGAUGACCCAGGGUCCAUAUGAGCCAGAACAGGGCCAAUGCCUAACUAGAGCACCCAACUACCCACCCUUUUAUGGCUCCUGCCUCCUCUCUGCUCCCGUGUUUUCCUAUCACUGGGGCAAAUGGCUCAUCCUCAUGGGCUUCUUUUCCACUAGGACUUUCUCACUUGUCUGUCUGUCCUAGCCUGAUUUGAAGCAGUCAGUUCAGACAGGAGCACCCUGAGAGAAUGAGUAUACUGUGGUCCUGACUCUGCAGGCUGUGGGGCUGCCUCUCUCCUGCUGGGCUGUGGUGCUGUCCCUGGACCUGUAGACCUUUAGGAAGGACAAAGAACUAGCACAGCCUAGACCUUGGGUUUCCUUAGAGUGAUUUCUGAGCUCCUAAAGCUACUGCCCACUUGGACUGUCCAGGUUAGGAACAGAGAAUUGGGUCCCAAAGAUGUCCACACUUUAGUCCCAGCCCCUGUGGGUGUGUCCUGUCCCAUAGCCAAGGAGCUUUACCGAGGGAAGUAGGGUAUGCACUGAAGGAUGAGAAAGGAUUCUACAAUAGGCUUGGUGCAGACUCAUGAUGCUCUGAAGUGAACAGAGGUACAGAAGGGCUGGGAGACGUGUGAAGCAUGCACAGGACUGAGUCCUCAUUGCUGACUUGAAGAUGAUGAUCCACAAGACCACAAUGCAGAAACUGAAUGUGAGGACAACCCAGCUCUAGCCAGCAAAGAAGCAGGGAUGUCACUCCGACAACCAGAAGGAACUGAAAUUAACCACAGCCUGAGUAAGUGGCAGACAGACGCAUCAAAGCCACCAGGGAGGAGGCCAGCCCAGUGAUGUCUGGUUAUGACCUGUGGGACUCUGAGCAGAGCCAGCCCCAGACUGUUGCUCUGUGUAAUCACAUGUGUGAAAAAUCAUGAGAUUAGAUGGAUGCAUGGGAAAAACCACCUAAGAUGUCCUCAGAGCAAGAGGAAGCCACCUUAUUGACAUUCCCUUCUCUGGGCAUAGAACCGUUCUGAAGUGGGCCACACAGGAGCCUUGGCUGGGUCUGUACUUCAGGGGUGACAUCUCCAUCAUCAGCAGUUCCAAACCCGCCCACUUCCUGUUCUGUCAGGAACCAUAUGCAGCCAUAAUGUUCCUUGGGGUUUGGUAAAAACAAAACAAAACAACUUCCUUUUUAUUUGUGAUAAAAAUGUAUUAUAUUGCCUUAUUUAUUUUUAAUCUUGUACAAUAUUUAUGUACAAAUGUUAGAGCCAUUUGAGUAGAAUUCUCUCUAAAUUAUUUAAGAUGCUCUGUAAAUAGUGCACCAGUUACAGGUGCUGCCUGUUGACUUGUACCAAAAAUGAGGAAAAGCCCAGCACCCAUGUCAGCCCCCACUUGUGAUGCUGUGGCCCCUGGGAAAUGACCCUGUGUGUUCCCUUCUCAGUCCUAGCAUGCCUCCCGUGCCUGACACUGUAGAGUAGGACACAGCCCCAGAAUGCUUCCAAAUGUUUCCAUGGGCCGUGCCAGCCCAGGCCAGUCCACUUCUGGAGUGUCCAUACCUACAGGUGGACGUCCACCCACACCCAGCAACCAAGUUGCCAGCCUGUUUUUCUCAGACUGCAAAGCCACAGGGCUUCCAGACCCAUUCUUUCAUAGAAGCAAUAACCAUAACUCUAUACUGUAGAGACAAGUCUGGCCCAAACAGAUUGGUGAUUCAGAAACUACCCAUGCAUGCAAGCUGUUUGUGAAGGAAUGUUAUUUGCAGCCACCAUCCCUCCCAGAAGGCCCAGCUCUAGUCCCUCAGUUCCUAGAUCCAAGCUUGGUACUCCAGACAGCUAAGCCAACCAAGCCAGCUGCAGUCCUGGACUUCACACUAUUGCUUACUAAUGGACAAAGGCAAGGGUACCCAUCUGAUCCCAAAUCUAUAACUCUCCUUGAAUUGCAAUGCUAGCCUCAUGUGACCAAGGGUGAUUAGUUUGUUUCAUCAGUUGGAGCAUUAAAGGGUAACAUUUCAAGGCUUGCCUGUGGAAAUGCCAUUUAAAGAAAAUGAUGGCACACUCAAGGUUAUGCAUCUCAUCUUUCACAGUGUUGUUUUGGGGUGGAAGAACUUUUGGGACAGAACACCUGUUUUCUAUGGGGGAGGAUGGAACCCCUUGAGGGUCUGGCAGGAAGGGCUGGGGAAACCUCUAUCCUGACUGUCAUAGAGGAUUCAUGCCUUGGGCUUGACUGGCAUAUGUGGGUAGCUGUAAGAUAUUCUGUGUUUUAUUUACCUGCAUUUGAAGGAAGCUGUGCUAUAGUCCUAACAGCAGCCUGUAGAGACUGGCUUGCUUUCAUGGGCUGCUAAGAGGACAGCAGUUUGGAUUGGGAAUCAAGGAGGUACAGAGGUUUCACUUGGUUCUUGCACCCUCUGCACAGUGGGUUCUGGGACUUCCCAAGUCCCAAGGUUCUUGUUCACAGCCUGUACAGGAUCUAUGUCCAAUGGAUAUGGAGGGUUUAUAGAGCAACCGUGCACAUAACAGUGGCAAGGAAAGGGCACACUUUACAGAUACUGUGCACCUAUCAGCCCUUCGUAUGAAGGGGUUAGCAAGAAGUGAUACUGAUAUUUACAUUCAGAAAAUGGCUGCAUAUAUAAAGUAACCCCCAGAACCUGACUUGUACAUGUUUUUUUAAUGGCUUCAACUUAAAAAUAUGUGUGUAUGUGUGCAUGCACGCACACAUGCACGCAUGCACACACACCAUUCUACCUUCUCAGAGGUGAUUGGAGUUUUUAAUAAAAAUGGUUUUGUGGAAUUGAUAAAGAACAAGUCUGGCAGCUUGGAUGUUGUGUGGGCUUUGAUCCCGCUUCCCUGGUUGUAGUUGGCUUUGAACUUUCACAUAGCAGGUUUAAACCAGAAGUUCCUUAUUUCCAUUUACAACUCUAGGCUUGGCAGUGAGUUGGUGGUAAAUAUGUGUGUGGUUUUAUUUCCAUGUGGAAUCUUGGGGUUGGUUUGUAUUCAUGGCUCCUUAUGCUGGGGUUUAGAGGAGCUGUAUGGGGUAGACUUAGAUGCAGGAGUCUGCUUGGAAAUGUGAUAGGACCCAGAGUUCAGCAGGCAGGAUUGGAGCCAUUCCCAGCUGGCCUGGGGGAUGGGUAGUUAAUCUCUGUCUCAGGCAGAAAGAGGUCUUGAACCAAGAACUGAGGCGCCUAAACUAUCUUGCAUAAGAACUAUUCUGAGCUCUUAGGCACCAGAGAGGAAAUGUGGUCAGAUGUUCACAGGAGACAGAAGGGUGUGGUGGACAUGGAUGUUCUCUGGCCUUCAGUGGCCCUGACCCCUCAUGGUGACUAUUUGGUUAACUGGUGCCAUAUGGGCUGAAAUCAGUGUCUCGGCUGAACUUAGCUAGAGGCACAGGGCCUAGAGCCCAGGAGCCUUUUUAGGAGAAGACUGAAGGUGUAAGACCAGGUCAUAGACACCCCCUUCUGGAGGGCAGGGUGGGGACAGAACUGAAGGAGAUACUCAAGAUGGCUCCUGUUGCUCACUGGAAAGCACACUUCUGCUAGUUUGAUUUACCAUAUGUGGAGUCAGAUGAUCUGGGGUGGUCAAGUCCUAUUACUGGCCAGUGACAGCUGCACACGGGCUCCUCCUACUUAGAAGCCACAGGCCCUGUGAUGCUUAGGGGCCCAAAGGUGAGGAGCAUGCAUUAGCAACUUCCUGGCUGUUUCCUCUCACAGGGUCAGCUACCCAGUGAGCACAACCCUGCAUAAACACAGGGAGCAGGCAGGUCUUGGUGCCCUCCAGGCUCUGCCUUCCCUCUAAGAACCCAGGGGACACCUUGGAGUAUUCAGAUUUCCUGCCUUGCCCUGCAAGUUCACACUGUAGUAAAUAAAAGCCAGGAAUAGGAUGUGAGAUUUGUCACUCUGUGGUCCAUUGCAUAAAUGCCACAGAUCCAAUUUCAGAUGCCACAUUCUGUCACUAAACGAUUGUCUAAGCAACAUGUCAGCAUGUCAUGACUAAGACGUUUGGUCUUUUUAAGUUUCAUUAACAUUUUAAUCCACUCUGUUACACAUAUACCAGAUCUGGCCACUCUUAAUUCAAAUCCAUGUGUGUGCCUAUGCACAUGUGUACCUGUCGUAUACAAUGUAAGCAAAAUAAAUAUUUCUUCCUGAGGUUAAGGUGAUUCAUAUAAGGGAUAAAAUUAAAGUUAAACAUAGACAGCUGACUGUCACUUGAGACAUUUGGCAUCCUAUAAACCAAGAUAGCACCUGACCUUGGGAUGUCCACACAUCCCUGAGUGACUGUCCACUAACAACUGCUGAGCUCUUUGAUUUCUCUUAUAAAAGAAUCUCUAUAAUAUUAGCACUCAGGUCCAGACAUAGACUUGUUGGUCUAUAAUAGACUCCAUUGGUCAUACUUCUUUUUGUCUGGUUGGUUUGGGGGUUUGGGCAUAUAGAGAACUUUGUAGUAAUCUCAAGAUAAGUGCCCUGAAACCAAGUGGUGACAGCCUCAGGCACCAUGAGCCCUUCCCUGCCCUCCAGGUUACAGGAGCUUUCUUGAGGGCCUUCCACCUUCCACCUGAGGGUACCAGCUGCUGUCUGUUUGGGUGGUGCAGCCACAAGAGCAAGAGUCAGGCGGCCAUUUGGGUUGUGGUUUAUAACUGACUGGACAAAUACCUUAAAAUUCAGAAAACUGACCACAGUAACUACUAUCUAGCCUGCUGUCAUGUUCUCUGUCCUGACAGAUGUUAGUCAUUUUAAAUCUAAUUCCUUCAUCCUUUGUGAAUUUUCUGAGUUUUCUUCAGCAUGUCAGUAGAUGUGCUAUGUCCACAGUCCAUCACAGGGAGAGCAGUCACCAUUGUCCAGUUAGUUAACAGUCUCUUGGGCUCAUCGCUAUGAGGAUAAAUUGAGAAAAAUACUCAUUACUGGUUUUGGCUUUAUAGUCCCUAGGCACCUUCUGUGUGCUUCACCUCCCUCCAUCCCUCCAUCAGUCUGUGGAGGAAUUGGUAUAAUUCAACUCAUGCAGUCCAGCGACUGUGACCCAGGUGGGGUGGGGCUUGAGUAUAUCAUACAGACCUGACAGGCAGGGCCAGACCUCAGCUCCUGAUCUGUCCUAUCACAAGCCUUGUGUUUUCUAUUACAGUUAGGGUCUCUUUGCUAACAUUGACAUGUGUGAGAACUGGGGUGCUUUUGAUGGAGAAAACAAGCUUGUCCAUGCAACAGUACUUGCUUAGUGUGGUGCCAGAGGCCCUCACUAAGGCGGUCCUUUGUGGGCAAGGCUUGCUCUGUCCCCCGUACUUGGAGCCUUUGACCAAGUGUUCUAUGGCUCUCUAGUCCUUGGUUUCUUAUUGCUAAAUUAGAGCCAUAUAAUUUCUUUUGGAUUAAGUUGCAUUCCUCCUCUGACACUCAACAAGAAAGUCAAAUACCCACCUGCAACAGUUCCCACUGGGCAGUGUCAUACUUGAUAUUCUAAAACUUUUCAGAACACAAACUGUCAUUGUGUCUAAUAGAACCUUAAACAAGGACUAUUUUCUGAAAGGCCUGACAUCAAAUAGGGACAGAGAGCAGUGACACUCCCAUAGACCUCAAACCACACACACACACACACACACACACACACACUUUCUCCCAUUCACCUAGCCAGCCUGGCUCCAGUUGCUGAUCAGGAAUUCUAUGACCUUGGGGAAGGCUGUAGGUUGUGUUUGCUGUUACUGCACAUAUUUUCAACACCAUAGAGCCAUUACUGUGUCAUAUGCUACUGAUGGGCACAGCCUUUCCAGGGAUUAAAGGGUAUUUAGAGAGAUUUUCCCAGGAGAGUGCAGAAGGCAAGGAAGGGAUUACAAUAGAUGGUGAAACGUUUGGCAACCUUUCAAGUAAAGAUGCCCCAGCUGCCUUCUGGGUUCCCAAUGAUACCAGGCAGCAUAGACUUGAGAAAGCUGGUUUUCAAAUCAUUUCCAGCCACUUAUUGAUAGAAUCAAUGUUUCAAGAGAAGUGAUAUCCAAGACUAACUCCUAAGAGGCUUAUGAAAUCUCUUGGGCUUAAUAUACUCAUUGCAGGAUUGUCUCCAAGAACAGUUGCAGGUCACUAGAUUUGCCUGCAACUACUAGAUUUGUGGGCAACGACUUCCCAUGGCAUUGCAAUGGCAAGUUGACCCAACAGCAGCCAGAACUUGUUUUCUAUCUCCCACCAGCAACCUCUACUCGGCCCCAGGCAUAUGAAGCACAGGUGUCAGGGGACUGCUCCCAUAUUGUGGGGAUCCCAAGGAAACCCCUCUUGCUUACACCGGCAGUAUGGGCACAACUGGCCACCAAGAGCACACAUGCCUGAGGAGGAGGGGCCUGCUCUGUUGCCUUCAUCCCUGUUAAAACUGAGUAUAUGCAAGCCAUUUGCACUCUAGAACCGCAUGCCAUGAAAUUCCUAAUCGUGUGCACCUUAGUUUGAAUUUGAAAUUGUGCAGCAUGCUCAAAGGGACGGGCUUAGACUUGCUGGAGGCAGAGCAUCCCCUAAGCCAGUGCCAGAUCUUGUGGAGCCUGAGCUUCGAGUGGCUCCAGCACUUACUGUCCACUGCCUCCUUUUAGCCCACACUCCUUUUCCUACCAGCCUCUCAGUUAUGCUAAUUGCUCACCAAUUUGCACAAAUGGGGAAUGUCAUUAUACUCACACGACUAUGUCUUAGCAGUAAUUCCAUCUUGAUUUAAGGUAAGCCCAAGCCCACUUCUGGAUUUUCUUACUAAGGAAAAGGCCUGUAAAGCACCUGUGUUGUGUUUAUCAAGAAAGCGUUGAGUCCCUUAGUGGGAUGGAGGGUGCAUGGGCGAAGGGGUCAUUUUCUCCCACAAGCUUAACUCACCAGAGGCUACUGUAGCUGUGAGAACACAAUGAUCAUAUUCAGAAUCACAAUAACUCAAUCUCACUGGGUAACCUCUCACGAUAGAUUUGUAUAAUCAAUACGGGUCUAUUUUUAUGUCAACUGAACACUGUAGAGCACCUUCCAGUCUUUUUCAAGAUUGUUAAAUUGAGAAAAGUAAUUGAAUAAUUUGUCCUAUUUUUAUUUUAAAAGUGAAUGGACUGAAAUGUUAAUGUGAAUGUACAUUUCUUAACUGCAACUUUUCUACUGAGUGUUUGCACUAUUACACUUUCUGGAGUCUUAUUUAACAAAAAUAAAGGAAAAAAUUGCUUGACUAAA